AUGAGGGGCUGGGCAGUCGUCUUUGGAGGACCAACACUCGCUCCGUACACGCCUACGACUAAUCGCUCUGCAAAAGUACUAAGAAAUAGCAGUAGGUACAGGGCUUCAUUGCCUCUGCCUUUUUCUGGGUGUCAAGUGAAACGACAUGGCCUCUUUACUUGGCAGUGUAAAAAAACUCUCAACUGUGCAUUAUCAUCUUCCGAACCCAGUUGGGUUGAUGUUGAUGAGUCAAGAGAUUUCGGGGAUGAUGAGUUUAUAGUGGUGAAUUUCUACCGUUUUGUGUUCAUCAAAAACCCAGAAGAGGAGGUGUCCAAACACCUCGCCUUUUUGCAGGAUCGUGACAUACACGGAAGAAUAUAUCUGAAUGAGCAGGGGAUAAAUGCGCAGUACAGUGGGCCAUCAAAAGAUGCUUUUGCAUAUGUUAAAUGGUUGAAAGAAGACCAUAGGUUUUCUGGGAUAUUGUUUCAAGUUUCUGUUGCUUCGAAGGGGCAUGCAUUUCCAAGAUUGAAGCUACGAUAUAAGCCCUCACUGGUACAG
This is a messenger RNA of Ilex paraguariensis (yerba mate), 537 nucleotides long. NCBI's taxonomy places the organism in Eukaryota, Viridiplantae, Streptophyta, Magnoliopsida, Aquifoliales, Aquifoliaceae. The record is from the annotation of a GenBank genome assembly.